AGGCUGCAGAGCUCGUUCCAGAGCUCGGACACCAAGUGCUGCAACGACAAUUAACCACUACGCUCUAGCUCGCCUCGGACAGCUCCUGCUGCAUGCGAUUCCAUAGCGGAGGUUCAGUGUCAGGUAUGGCCCAAGCCGCAGCUGCUGAUCAUGACAACAAGGAAGAAGAGAUCGUCAUCGUCGACCUCGAGCAGAGCGAGGUCGACGACGACGCGGCGCCGGAGAUGCGGCGGCAGGACUCCCUGUACGCGGCCGCGACCAGAGCCGCCGGCGCGGGCCACAACGGGCAGGAUGGCUGGGCGAGGACGCUGCGGCUGGCGUUCCAGUGCGUGGGCAUCCUGUACGGCGACAUUGGCACGUCGCCGCUGUUCGUCUACUCGAGCACGUUCCGCGACGGCGUCGGCCACCCGGACGACCUGCUCGGCGCGCUCUCCCUCAUCAUCUACAGCUUCCUCCUCUUCACCGUCAUCAAGUACGUCUACAUCGCCCUCCGAGCCAACGACGACGGCGAUGGAGGGACGUUCGCGCUCUACACUCUGAUUUCGCGCCACGCGAAGGUCAGCCUGAUCCCAAACCAGCAAGCUGAGGACGAGCUCGUCUCCAACAAGUACAACCGCGGCAAGCCGCCCGCGACGCUGAGGAGAGCACAGUGGAUGAAGGAGCUGCUCGAGACCAACAAGGCCGUAAAGAUCUCGCUCUUCCUGCUCACCAUGCUCGCCACCGCCAUGGUUAUCAGCGACGCCAUUCUAACUCCUGCAAUUUCAGUUCUCUCUGCGGUUGGCGGUCUGAAAGAAAAGGCACCUUAUCUUACAACAGAUGAGAUAGUUUGGAUCACUGUGGGAAUUUUAGUAGUGUUGUUCGCGAUCCAGAGGUUCGGCACUGACAAAGUCGGUUACCUGUUCGCCCCGGUCAUCCUGCUUUGGCUUCUCCUCAUUGGGGGAGUUGGAGUCUACAACCUGAUAAAGUAUGACACCAGUGCACUCAGGGCAUUCAACCUGAAAUACAUCAUCGAUUACUUCAGAAGGAACAAGAAGAAAGGAUGGGUCUCCCUUGGUGGCAUACUCCUUUGCUUCACAGGCACAGAAGCCCUUUUUUCUGAUCUAGGAUACUUCAGCAUCAGAUCAAUUCAGCUAAGCUUUGGCUUCGGUUUAGUCCCAUCAGUGUUACUUGCUUAUAUUGGGCAAGCAGCAUACUUGAGAGUACAUCCAGAGGAUGUAGCUAACACUUUCUAUAAAUCAACUCCAGUCUCAUUAUUCUGGCCAACAUUCAUCCUCGCGUUAGCGGCAUCGAUCAUUGGAAGCCAAGCCAUGAUAUCCUGUGCCUUCGCAACCAUUUCCCAUUCCCAAACACUCAGUUGUUUUCCAAGGGUUAAGAUACUUCACACCUCAAGGCAAUACUCAGGCCAGUUAUACAUCCCUGAAGUAAACUACUUACUCUGCUUGGGCGCUUGCCUUGUCACAAUCGGCUUCAAGACAACCGUCAUCAUUGGGGAAGCUCAUGGUAUAUGUGUUGUUCUUGUGAUGAUCAUCACAACACUCUUGUUGACAAUAGUGAUGCUCCUAAUAUGGAAGAUCAGCAUAUGGUGGAUCGCAGUGUUCUUCAUUGUUUUCAUGUCAUCGGAGUUAAUCUACCUAUCUGCUAUCUUGUAUCGAUUUGCGCAUGGUGCAUAUGUGCCUGUGGCGAUGUCAGCAGUCCUGAUGGCAGUGAUGAUUGUAUGGCAUUAUGUCCAUGUGAAGAAAUACAAUUUUGAGCUCGAGCACUCUGUGCCCCGAGACAAAGUGAAAGAACUCCUUGGGCGCCGUGACAUUCAGAGAGUCCCUGGGAUAGGCCUCUUCUACAAUGAGUUGGUUCAGGGCAUACCACCGGUGUUCCCUCACCUAAUUGAGAAGAUCCCUUCCAUCCAUUCAGUGCUCAUUUUCGUCUCCAUGAAGCACUUGCCAAUUCCAUCAGUUGAUAUGUCAGAGCGCUUCCUCUUUAGACAGGUAGAUAGAGAAGAUUACAAGGUAUUCCAAUGUGUGGCACGAUACGGGUAUCGAGACCCCUUUGAGGAGGCCAAGGACUUUGUUGAUAAACUUGUAGAGUAUCUCCAGUACUACAUUCGCGAUGUCAACCUCUAUGGUGUGGGUUCUGAGCCAAUGCUGAUACAGUCAUCCAGCUACCGUAGCUGUCGUGCUGAUAGCUUUGGUACCCACGAAAAACCCUUAGUAAAGGCAGUAUACGCUGAGGAAAUGCUCACACCGGCUGAGUCUUUUUCAGAGCACACAAGGCAACCUAGUGGAAAGAGCAAGCAUUUUACACAAUUUCAGGGAGAGAAGAUGAACGUAGUAGAGAUGAUGAAGAUCCAACAUGAGCAACAGUCUAUUCUUGAAGAGAUGAACAAGGGUAUGGUGUACAUAUUUGGAGAGAGUGAGGUGGUAGCAAGACCCCACUCCUCGCUCCUUAAGAAGAUCGUUGUCAACUACAUAUACUCAUUUCUUAGAAAGAACUCGAGAAAUGGUGAGAAGAUGAUGUCGAUCCCCCGUCGUCAGGUCCUAAAGGUCGGAAUCUCAUAUGAAAUCUAAGAAAUGUUGAUGAAGAAUAUAUAGGAUAUGGAUUGCUGAUAACAGCACACAACUUUAUUUGAUGCCAAGAAACACACUAUCAAAUCCACUCCCAUCUUCAUGGAAAUCAUUAUCUUAAUGGGAUGGAAUAUAUAUUUUGGAGUUGAAGGGAUGGUUUAACCUUGAAUCAGCAAUCUGCAACAAUCACAACAGUGAGAAGGAAAUUUUUGCAUGAGUUUACCUUGGUUAUCCACGGAGCAAAGAGAAAAAUUAUUUUUUAGGCAAAUCUUAGAAUAGCCAGAAGCUGCCUCUUAGUCUUUUAGUUUUCUUUGUAUUUUUCUUCUUUUGUUUUUGUUCUUAGUUGUACAUACUUUCUUCCCUUUAAAUAUAUUGUAAAUUGGCAGGGACUUGCCCCUCGUGCUCACACAUAAAAAAAAGACCUCUUUUAUUGGCGCUGUAUUAUGCGCCUAACAAAGAUUGAUGUCAUGAAAGGUUUGUACUCGUUUAUUAUGUUGAAAUCAAUGUGACUGAUUUACUCUA
Panicum virgatum (switchgrass) is the source of this 3080-nucleotide messenger RNA. Its product is annotated as potassium transporter 27-like. The record is from RefSeq and is a predicted model, not a curated record. The coding region runs from base 93 to 2561 and encodes 822 amino acids. Gene Ontology annotation, biological process: potassium ion transmembrane transport. The transcript is spliced from 9 exons. NCBI's taxonomy places the organism in Eukaryota, Viridiplantae, Streptophyta, Magnoliopsida, Poales, Poaceae. Gene Ontology annotation, cellular component: membrane. Gene Ontology annotation, molecular function: potassium ion transmembrane transporter activity.